GUCUUUACAAGUGGGAAAAAAAGUUAUUUAACGAGAUUACAAAAAGGGAAGAUGAGGUUCCUCCAAAACCUCGCUAAAGCCUCUUCUUCCUCGACCAAAAUCCGAAGCCAGUCGACCACGCUGUUUUCCGCGAUCAUCUCUCGCUCCUUCUCGCGAUCCCGCUCGUCCUCCGAACGGCCGUCUUUCGGCGUUGCGUUCGACAUCGACGGCGUCAUUCUACGCGGCAACGCUCCCAUCGGCGGCUCUCCGCGUGCUCUCGGACGAUUAUAUGACGAUUCGAUCGGUACCUUGAAAGUUCCCUAUGUUUUCUUGACAAAUGGAGGUGGAGUCCCUGAAUCUAAAAGAGCCUUGGAGUUGGAAAAACAAUUGCGUGUUAAUAUCUUGUCCUCGCAAGUUAUACAAGGGCAUACACCUUUCAAACAGCUGGUGAAGAGAUUUGAGAAAGAGCUCGUUAUUGCUGUGGGAAAAGGUGAACCUGCUGUAGUGAUGUCUGAAUAUGGUUUCAAAAAUGUUCUUUCAAUAGAUGAUUAUGCAUCUUGCUUUGACAACAUUGAUCCCCUGGGGUAUUUUAAGAAGUGGACAACUGGGAAUGUUUCUGAUCAGAUCAACACUAUUAGAAGCUCUGUUUGCUCGCAAAGGGUGCAGGCAGCAUUUGUUGUGAGUGAUUCUAUUGACUGGAGCAGGGACAUUCAGGUUCUCUGUGACAUUUUAAGAACUGGUGGUCUUCCUGGAAGCAAAAUUGCACACCAACCUCCUUUGUAUUUUGCAAGCGAUGACCUUGAAUACCAGGCUGUAUUUCCAAGUGAACGUCUUGGUAUGGGUGCUUUCAGAAUUGCACUUGAAUCUAUCUUCAACAGGAUUCAUCCUAAUGCCCUUGAGUAUACAUCUUUUGGGAAGCCAAAUACUUCUGUGUUCAGGAAUGCUGAAACUGUACUGAGGGAAUUGGUGCAUUCAUCAUCCAAUACCAUUCAGUCAGCGAAUGAUCAAAUUGGCGGAAAUCAUGUUUUUAGAACCCUUUACAUGGUAGGAGAUAAUCCUUCAGUCGACAUCAAAGGAGCUCAACAGGCUGGACAUCCCUGGUUUUCCAUUCUGACAAGGACGGGGGUUUUCAAGGGAAAGGAAAACCAUGACGAGUAUCCAGCAGAUCUGGUUGUUGACACAGUCGAAGAGGCAGUUGACUACAUAUUGAGGAAGGAGGGCAUCUAAAUUCUUAUUUCAUUGUUUCGGUUACAGAGGAGAAGGAACGGGUGCAAGAGAGGGCCCAUUUUUUACCCAAUCAAGGUGAACUAGCAGCAUUUGUUUGGCGUCCCUAGACCGAAAAUUUAGCUAAUAUCAGGUUUACUUGUUACUUCCAAACUUACUUGCUCUGGUAGACACCAGGUUUUUACAGUACCAGCACGCUUUAUGGUGCACUUCAUAGCUUGUGCCUGUCGAUCUUUGUGACGAGCUUUUGUUUUCCCCCAACUUUGAACAGAUCUAUGGAUCAUUUGGCAUGCAUGCUAGUAUAAUUUACCGCACCAUUUCUUUUGGCUA
Rhododendron vialii is the source of this 1533-nucleotide messenger RNA. RefSeq lists its product as uncharacterized. Lineage: Eukaryota; Viridiplantae; Streptophyta; Magnoliopsida; Ericales; Ericaceae. The record is from RefSeq and is a predicted model, not a curated record. Gene Ontology annotation, cellular component: mitochondrion. Gene Ontology annotation, biological process: glycerophospholipid biosynthetic process. The transcript is spliced from 12 exons. Bases 52 to 1206 code for a protein of 384 amino acids.